AUGGAGAUCGCUGCGUCGUGGGGAGGAUGGUUUGUUGUAGUGAGAAGCAGCCGAGAAAGACGACGCAUGAGUGUGGAUCUGGAUUUCAGACUUUCUUUUCUCUUGAACAUCUUGAGACACUUGAUGAACACACGUUUUUUCUCAUUAUGUUGA
Amoebophrya sp. A25 is the source of this 153-nucleotide messenger RNA. Lineage: Eukaryota; Dinophyceae; Syndiniales; Amoebophryaceae. The record is from the annotation of a GenBank genome assembly.